GGCCUCGCUUCCUGCGCGGGCCUGGGGAGCCGAUGGAGCCGACGGACGGCGCCGAGGAGGAGGCGCUGGUGCGGUGCCCGGUGUGCUUGCGGGAGCUGCCGGGCGCGCACAUCAACUCGCACCUGGACCGCUGCUUGCAGGCCGGGGAGGCCGCGGCCGAGCCCCCCAGCAAGCGGCCGCGCCUCGCCGCCGCCCCGCCGGGCAGCAGGGCCGAGGGGGAGCCGGAGGAGGCCCGCCCGGUCGAGGGCCCUCCCGUCUUCUCCCUCUUCCAGAAGGGCCGUGGCGGCGGGCAGAGCCCGGGGGCCGGCGGCAGGAGGAGCGGAGCGGGGCGGGACGAGGCCGCCGUGCAGCCGGGGGAUGGAUGCUCGACGGCGGCGGCGGCGCUGCGCGGGGCCAGCCUGGCGCAGAAGCUGGAGGGGAAACCCCUGGCGGAGCUGUUGCGGCCGGACACGCUGGGGGAUUACGUGGGGCAGGAGCGGGUCCUGGGGGCGCAGACCCUGCUGCGGUCCCUGCUGGAGUCCCACGAAAUCCCCUCCCUCAUCCUCUGGGGACCGCCGGGCUGCGGCAAGACUACACUAGCACACAUCAUAGCCAACAACAGCAAAAAGAAUGGCACAAGGUUUGUGACACUGUCAGCCACAAGUGCCAAGACAAAUGAUGUUCGAGAUGUCAUCAGCCAAGCCCAGAAUGAAAGAAGGCUCUUCAAGAGAAAAACUAUCCUCUUUAUUGACGAGAUCCAUCGUUUCAAUAAAUCUCAGCAGGAUACUUUCCUUCCUCACGUCGAGUGCGGGACGGUGACCCUGAUAGGAGCGACCACAGAAAACCCUUCCUUCCAAGUCAAUGCCGCUCUUCUGAGCCGGUGCCGGGUGAUUGUCCUGGAGAAGCUCUCGGUGGAAGCAAUGGAGGCAAUUCUGAUGCGGGCCGUCAGGUCCUUAGGGGUCCAGGUUUUGGGCCAGGGCGACCAGCACAGCAGCUCUGCAACUGGCAGCGGCAGUGAGAGCUCAGAAUUCCCGGUGUUCAUAGAGGCCAAAGCUCUAAACACACUUGCCUACCUUUGCGACGGUGAUGCAAGGACUGGACUGAAUGGACUCCAGUUAGCAGUUCAGGCCAGAUUAGCAGCAGGGAAGACCACUCCUUUGAAUAUUACCAAAGAUGGUUCUGCAGAUGGCAUUCUGAUAACAGAAGAGCACGUAAAGGAAGGGCUCCAGCGAUCCCACAUCCUGUAUGACCGAGCAGGAGAAGAACAUUACAAUUGCAUCUCUGCCCUGCACAAGUCUAUGAGAGGCUCAGAUGAAAAUGCUUCCCUUUACUGGCUUGCUCGAAUGCUUGAAGGUGGUGAGGAUCCGCUUUAUGUGGCAAGGAGGCUGGUGAGGUUUGCAAGUGAAGAUAUAGGACUGGCAGAUCCUCUGGCUUUAACACAAGCAGUUGCUGCUUAUCAAGGCUGUCACUUUAUUGGAAUGCCAGAAUGUGAGGUGAUUCUAGCACAGUGUGUAGUGUACUUUGCCAGAGCACCAAAGUCUAUAGAGGUGUACAGGGCAUAUGGCAACGUCAAAGAAUGUCUGAGGAUGCACACGGGACCUCUGCCACCUGUUCCGCUGCACCUGAGAAAUGCCCCAACAAGGCUCAUGAAGAACCUGGGCUAUGGCAAAGGCUACAAAUAUAACCCCAUGUACAAGGAACCUGUAGAGCAGGACUAUCUACCAGAAGAGUUGAAAGGAACAGACUUCUUUAAGGAACAAAAAACGUGACGGCUGUGCUUGGAAUGGGUUUUGAUUCUAUGACUCAUACAUUUCUACUGGGAGAGAAAUUCCCCUAACAGUGUCAGAAGUCUGUUACUGUGGUUGAAAGGAUUAAGCCAAUGAGCUUUUCAGAUACUUCUUUAUCCUCCUGGUUUUACUGCUGUUAUUCUGAAGGUAUUUUGUAAAGAGUUGCAGUUAGGCAAUGUAGAAAUGCAAACAUGACCUUUAAACCUUAUAGUGCUGUCACUCUGUGGUUCACAUGGAGAAAAAAUGAGAGACUUGUAUAUCUGGCUCUUGCUGGGAGACAAGGAAUAUUACUGUGCUGCUUUUUAAAAUCAGUAUCAAUUUCAGAUUUUGAGAAUGUUUAUUUUCCAAGAAAAUAGUAAUAUGUACCCCCUUUGCUAAAAUACUGUAAACAAAAUAUAAUUGCAAAGUAAUUCUUCCUGUUAUGAUAUUCCAGAGACAAAUUUUGUUCAACAGUUAUUACCAAUAAAGCUGUUAAAAAUAGUGUCUAUGUGUUUGUUUAAAUACUCUUGUGACAUCAAUGUAGUAUUGAAAGUUUGAUAUCCCUUUAAUUUUAUUAUCCCUUCUUUCCAGAGUAAGUUUAAUUCAUUUUGUAAGUAAAAUAGUCAUAAAAAUAGCCAAAUUAUGUUAAUUUUUGAAGUUUUAUCACUUAAAAUUUUAAUUGUAUGAUGACAUUUUGGGAGGGUUUUUUUUAGAGGAGACUCCUGGUAAUGAAACACAUUUGUCUAUUCCCAGUUGUGCAUCAAGAAUUUCAUUAGCUUUAAAUUGGAAAGCUGAGAGACACAAAUUGACUUAGUACUGUUAUAAUACAGUGUUUGGAUUCCUCUUCCUACUGAAAACAUAACAACAUCCAAGAUUGCUGUUGACUGAACAUUUCCAGUAAUGUUGUUAUUACUGAUGUCAACAACAUUCUUUCAUUUAAGUGCUGAUUAUUUUUCUUCUCCUCAAUCCUCCUUAGGUGUACAGUGGCUCAGUGUGCUGAAAAGACAGCAAGGGCUAAAACCACGUAUGACUGUGCUAACUUGCAGUUGGGUAGGAGAGGAGGACUGUGUUUUGUUAGAAUUUCAUCAGAUAAUUAGCAAAGAAGGUUUUAAUUACUGAAAUGCUGACCAGCCACUGGGGCAACUGUCCACACUUGUCAAAGUACCAUGGAGUUAACUGGCCUCCAGUGAUGAGGAUGUACGUCUGGGUUAAAAAUUACCACCACCACCAUAGUGCUGUGUAAUUGCAGCUGGAUUUGCUUGGUAACUACUCAGGGUUUGCUUGCUACCUGCCCCGCAUAGUUUUGUUACUGGGUCUAUGCUGAUUACUGGUGGACUUCAGGGAUUCCUGUCCUGAUCCUGCUUAGUUUGGGAAAUGUGGUAAGGUCAAAAUUUACAAUGCUUUGUGUAUAGCUUCUGGUCUUUUGCUGUUCAGCUACAAAUGCCAUGUGUCUGCUAAAAGGUGACUUCCUUGAGAGUGGUUGGAAGGUUACUAACUCUUCCCCAGAAGGACUAUGUAUCAUAGAUAUUUCUUUUUAUAAUAUUACUGAAUCAUUUGGCUUUUUGUGAUGCGUUACAUUUACCGAACAAUGACUGGUGCUUCAUUUCCUGUUUACAGUAUUGCAUUUAACAGUUUUUAAAAACUUCUAUUCAUCUACCCAAUUCAAUUUGUAAAUAAAUGUUUCAUUCUUUGA
This is a messenger RNA of Pipra filicauda (Wire-tailed manakin), 3438 nucleotides long. It is a transcript of the gene WRNIP1, whose product is annotated as WRN helicase interacting protein 1. The record is from RefSeq and is a predicted model, not a curated record. Lineage: Eukaryota; Metazoa; Chordata; Aves; Passeriformes; Pipridae. Gene Ontology annotation, molecular function: ATP hydrolysis activity; enzyme activator activity; single-stranded DNA helicase activity. The transcript is spliced from 7 exons. Gene Ontology annotation, biological process: regulation of DNA repair; DNA-templated DNA replication; DNA repair. Gene Ontology annotation, cellular component: nucleus. Bases 33 to 1748 code for a protein of 571 amino acids.